UACAAUUUCAUUUUGUAUUUGGGAAAUUUUACGACUAUAUGGAUGACGCUUUCAUCAUUGAGCUCAUGGCACUCCGGGAUGCUCUCGAUGGAGAGUUUCUAAAUCGAUUUCUAAUGUCUCAUUCUGUGGUGACGCGCAGGUGCUCAUUCAAAUGAUUAAUCGUAAGGAUUCAAGCCAUGUUUUGAGUGGUAGCCUCCUUUCAGAGAUUCAGGUGCUUCGUGUCUCCAUGCAACGUGUAUCGUUCCACUUCGCUCCGCGUAAGUACAACAGGGCUGCCCAUAUCGUGGAGAAAAAAGCCCUCUCAUCGUUGGAUCGUCGGUUGGUUGACCAACGACUCUUCCUUAUUUCCUCUUUGUAAUUGACCUGUAAAGGUCCUUUUAUUAUGUCGUAUCUACUGUAUUCCCUUUCGGGAUAUCUUUAGAAAAAAAAAACUAAAUCCAAAUACAAAUUACAUAGCAAAUCAAUAAUACUUAAAAAGAAAUCAUAAACACACAUAAAUUGGUACAUAAAUAGAAGUCUUACACUGUAACACAUAACAAAUACACAUACGACAACACACACCUACAUAAAUUAUCCAAAGCAAAUAAAGUAUGGUGAGUACCUUCGAAACCACACAAGGAUUCGUAAUAGGUCAACAAAUAAUCAACUUCAGUCCGAAUUGAUAGAAGAGAUAUGGAAUCGAUUCAGAGACGAGGAGUACGAUGAUUAAUCUAGUAUCGUUUUUAUGUAUUUUUAUUAUGUGUUUAUUUGAAAUAGUAAUUAUGUUAUGUAAGUGUGUUUAUUUGAAAUUGUGAUUGUGGUAUGUUAAUUUGUAAUUUACAAUUGUGAUUCUGUUAUGUAAUUCGUUAUUUGAAUAUUGUACUUGUGACUUAAUAAUAAGUUUCAUGUAUUUUUAAUAAAGUAUACCCAUUUUAAAUUAUCUAAUUUAUUUUUUAAUUAAUGAUUAAAUCUAUAAUAUAUUUUUCAAUGAAUUAUUAAUUUUAUUUAUUAUUGAUAAUUAAAAAAUUAAAGUAUAUUAUUUUAAUUAAUUGAUGCAUCUUAAAAUUGGUAAAAUAAUAUAGAUUAAAUAAAAUGUAUAGUUGUAUUAAAAGUAAGUUGGACCCACCAUAUAAAAUAGAUUGGGGAUUUCAUGGAUAUAGAGUAAAUGGAAGUGAUAUGCAGUGAAAUGGAAAAAGCUGCUGAUGUUGCAGUAGCCAGUAGGGGCCACAUAUGAAAUAAAUUGGGGAUUUCAUGGAUGUGGAUUGUCUAGUUGAAUAGGUGGUGGUGAGUGAGUGGGUCCGCCUCCCACUUUUGCUUUUUUGUAUGCACAUUUUGUUACUUAGUUUAUUUUCUUAUGUCUAUGGGUUAAAUAAAAUGUUUAUUUGUAUUAAAAAAAAUUAGUUGGAUCCACUUUAUGAAAUUGAAUGUGUAUUUUAUUGAUAUAGAAGAAAUGAAAGUGGUAUGUAGUUGAAUAGAAAAAGUUGCUGAUGUGGGAGUAGGGCCACAUAUGAAAUAGAAAUGCUAUUUCAUGGAUGUGGAUGGUUUGAAAACUUUGGUGACAAGACUAAGGGGUCGUUUUUGUGGGAUUUGGGUGUUGUAUUUGGCACCCAAAUACCAAGCAUGAUGUAUUUGAUAAAAAAAUAUUGUUUGUUGAGGUAUACAAAUAUGCGGGGCCCAUGGAUUUGGACAUUUUUUUAGCUCCAAAUCCGUGGCCCCACGUAUUUGCAAAUACCACAUUAUGGAAGGCAAAUUUUUGAGACCCAAAUACCAAAUGAACUAAAUCCAUGAUAAAAAUUCAAUUAAACAAUCAAUGUUAUCUUUCAAAUACAAGAUACAACAAAUUCAUCAUAAAUCCAAAGGUUUUCCAAUCUCAAAACCUUUAUUUUCUAAUCCAACAAGCAAACGAGCCCUAAGACAUGUUAAUUAAUAAUUACUCAAGUUCCAACAACACCAUUAUGUAAGAUGUUACCCCACUUGCAUAGAAUACUUAGUUUGUGAUAAGAAAUGAAUAUUAGAAAUUUGUGAUAAUGGUGAAAUGCAAUACAUAGCAUGAUUAAUCAUUUAGUCUUUUCUUUUGAUUUUGUGGCCUGGUUGAGACAGGCGCUGUAAUGAUCUAUUUGUUGAGUAUCAAUAUAUGAUUAUCUUUUGUCAAAAAAAAAAAAAUCAUUUAGUCUUUUCAAGUCUAGUCCCUCGCUGACAUAGUUUUCAUGCGUUAUCUUCGGCCUACCUCUCUUUUAUUCCAUUGUCUCAUGCAGGGGUGAACAUAAAAAUAUGAAAACUGGUCAUGUGGUCCAACUCGUCAAUCCAAACCGAUCUAAUCUAAUCGUGAGACAAUUAGGUUUAUAUAUUGUCCCGAGUACAUAGUUAUAAGUAUAUACACAACAUUUGCCCUUGUUGUUAAAAUUGAGCGAUGUCUCUCUUACCGCGAGAAGAUUUCUUCACAUAUAGAAAGUACGAGUUCCAAUAUUACCUUCAAUAUAAGCUGUAGCAACUGCUGGAAAGGAUAUCAUGACAAAGUGCAUAUCUAGAAUACAAUGUUGCUGACCAAUGCAAGAUUUUUUUUUGUGUGUGAGAAUUUUUUAAUUGUUGCUUUCCUACCAUGGUUAUUUCUUCUCCAUAGUGUUUGUAUGUGCAAAAGCGGUAUAUAGAUGAAUCAAAAUAACACUCCUGAAAUUGGUAAAUUAUAAAGACCUAAAACUGACUCGUCCAACCCACCUACAACCCUAUUCUCAUGUGAAAUUUUCCACUGUAAUGUUAUUUAUAGCCCAUUUUGUCCUUUUUCAUGGUGCUUACCCUCAAGUUUCCAAGAAUAGGGCAAGAAUUUGUCAAGAACGGGUAGGAAAGAAUCGAAUUGAAAGCAUGAUUAAUCACUCUCCUUAGAGUGUUAUUUGCCCCCACUACAAAUUGCUGCUAGGCUUGAGCAAACCACCCACAGGAGUCCUUUCAAUUUUAAGUCUGGAAGCAACAAUCUUGCAGACUUCUGUGUUUAGGAAAUAGAGAAGGAAAACGGGAAGAAGAAGUAAUCUCUCGUAUUAAAAGAGUAAUGACAGUCAUCUAUUUAUAAUUGUGAAAACUGGAAGUUAACUUCCAAAGAGACACAUCCUUUCACAGAAAAAGGUAGUUACAUUUCCCGAAAGGAGACAUCCUUUCAUCAGAAAAAUGGAAGUUACCUUUCUGGAAGGACACUUCUUAUACUUUCCUUCUCCCAUCAAUGUGGUAUUACAACUCUAUUGACUAACUCUAACAGAUUUUUUGUUCACACAAUGCUUUUCCAUGUUAGUUUUACAGAUAUAUUUGUAGUUUAGUCUAUGACAUGCUUGGUGAAUUUAGCAUAUAAGAUAUUGCUAGUAAGGUGACGCUAUUUGGACCAUAAAUGAACUAACAUUUAAUUG
Molecule: messenger RNA, 3371 nt
Organism: Linum trigynum
Lineage: Eukaryota; Viridiplantae; Streptophyta; Magnoliopsida; Malpighiales; Linaceae
Source: the annotation of a GenBank genome assembly